This is a messenger RNA of Dermacentor silvarum, 1805 nucleotides long. RefSeq lists its product as uncharacterized. The coding region runs from base 967 to 1620 and encodes 217 amino acids. The record is from RefSeq and is a predicted model, not a curated record. NCBI's taxonomy places the organism in Eukaryota, Metazoa, Arthropoda, Arachnida, Ixodida, Ixodidae. The transcript has a single exon.
AUUUCAUGCAGUCAGUUCUGAGUCAAAUUAAGCCCCUGGCAAAUCGUCGCGUGUGACGUAUAUAAUAGGUCCUUUUCCUCGUAUUACGUGGGGCAACCGCUACUUAUUGGUAGUUACCGACCACUUUACGAAGUGGGUUGAAGCAUGCCCUUUGCGUGCUCUUACUUCUAGGAACAUUUGGCGCUGCCUCCUCGAUGUCUUUUCGCGUUUUGGUUUCCCCCCACAACUGAUAACUGACAACACCACUUACUUCACGAGUCGCAUAUUUGCGAAGUCGUGUUCUGCCUUCGGCAUCAAACACAAAAAGACAGCGCCAUACCAUCCACGCGCUAACAUAACCGAACGCGUCAACAGAAACCUGAGGUCAAUGCUUAUGGCUUAUACCAACCAUAAGGCAUGGGAUAAUAAUCUCUCUGAAAUAGCAUUCGCGACGCGGACCACGGUCAACAGAUCCACUGGUUUUACACCUGCUUAUUUGAACUUUGGUAGAAAAAUCUCAUUUCCGCUGACCAAUACCUUCGUACCGUCGCCAUUGGCUUCUUCCGAUACCAGGCAUUUCGUAAAUGCACGACCGUAAGCGGCUUACAACUGCUAUCACUGCUGCCCGGGAGCACCUGCAUAAUGCUCGACUCGAGCAAACCCGUCAAUGUAACUUGCGCCGCCGUGACGUUCAGUAUGAACCAGGUGAUCUAGUAUUACGUCGUACGCAUCCUUUGAGCAACUCUACUAAAAGUUUUUCGGCGUCCUUAGCACCUCGAUGGGAUGGUCCAUAUGUUAUUUCAGGCAAGCUUGGUAAUCUAUCUUACCGCUUAAAAGAUAGUACAACCGGCAACUUACUAGGACGGCCAAUACAAGUCUCGGAGCUCAAGCGCUAUCUUUCGCCCCCCUGUUCGGCCUAAAAUUACUCUCGUGACACCCCUUGCUGGCUUAUUCACCACUGAAGUUCCAAGCUAUCAAGCCCGACAUAUGAAGUUUCAUUAUAGCAUUGCCAUGCCAGCCAUUUCAUGCAAUGCGCUGCGCAUAAUAAAGAUGUCCAGGUCCCCCCGCGCACUUCGCCAUCGUCCCCGGCUCCACGACAAGUACGUGCCCUACUACCACCAUCUUGGUCGUCGGUCACCGCCCACUGGCCACCGCACCCUCACCACAUGGACGGUAAUGGAUUUUAUAAACACCUCCGUCGGAUGGGUCUCGCGGCUGCCUUGGGAGCUGCAGCCCCGGCCACUCAUCGGGGACUCGCCGGAGCUGGUUCCCGAGCCGUUCCGGGGCCGCCUCCUCUGUGAACGCUUUCCGUCCGAGCGGCCUCCUGUCUACACGCCAGAGGAAGCCCGCAUCCUCUGCCCUCUGUGCCGUGUGCUGGAGAUCUCCCGGAGGGCUCAUCAUGCCGGAUCUCUACACCGGGCCCGGCUCGCCGCAGCUGUCCUGUAUCAGCCUGGCCUUCAGCCGCCAGUUCCCGACACCGUGGAGGCCGCUAUUGCAUUACUCCGCUCACUGCGCCCCCACCUUCUUCGCGAUGAGGUCCUCGAUGAGCACCAAGAACAUCCACCGGGUACCGAAGCACUGGUUCCACUGGAGCCACAAGCGCCCCUUGAGGACCUCAUCUCCCUCGACUUGGAUCCAUGAUCCGAAGGGGAGGGGGUAGUGUGGGGAUGUCGGCCGCAUAGCAGCACCGCUGCGCGCAAUCAUCACCAUCGGCGCUGGCUCACCCGCCUGUGCCACGCGCAUCGAACCUUAGGUUGUAGCGGGAUCAGGAGGCUGGACAUCAGUUGGCCUGGGGAUUUCGUCAGUAAAGGUUGUUCUUUACUUGU